GAUUGAGAACGAGAAUGAAGUGAGACAGAGAAGCACGAUGGAUGAAUUCAGAUGGAUUCAAAUGUUUUUAUGUCUGAUGAUUCAGAUUGCAGUAUCUGUAAAUGAAUCAUCCAUGUUUAUGAAAGUUGGAGGUGACGUCACUCUGCCUUGUCUAAAUGUGAUAGAUGAGCAGAAUAACUGUGAUGGUACUACGUGGGUCUUUACUUCAAGAAACAGAGAAACAGUAGAGCUGAUCAAACUUGGACAGAUUGGUGAAGAAGCUAAAACUAAAUCAGACAGACUGAGUGUUACAGCGAACUGUUCUCUGCUUAUAAAGAAGCUCACAGUUGAGGAUGUUGGUCUUUAUUCCUGUCAACAAUAUAGAUUAGGAAGAACACGAGCUGAGGACACUCUGGUUCAUCAGUCUUUCAUUGAUCUCUCUGUUAUUACCUUGACUGAACAUGAGGACACUGAUACGGUGAUGUUAAGCUGCUCUGUGGUGACAUAUGAACAGUGUCAUCACACAGUGAAGUGGCUGAUUGAAAGUCGAGAUGUGGACAAAGAGAACAGAGAAAUAGUGACCUCACAGACUGACUGCGCUGCCACUGUGUCUUUUCUUGAGUCUCACUCUAUUUAUCCAUCAAGGUAUAAUAUAAUGAAAUGUGAAGUGACUGACACUAACACAAGAAGAGUGCAGCUGUUUACAUUCAGCCUUCAGCCCUCAGGUGAGGAAACAGGUGACACAAAAACAACAACGAAUCCAGCCAGAAAAACUGAAAUAAGCACAAAAUCAGAAACAAACCCAACAAUCAAGAGUCCUUCAAAACCAGCUAUCCAGUGGUUCAUCAUUCCAGCUGUGGGUUUGGUCUCACUCUUGGUAAUUGUUGUGGUUUUCAUCAGAUGGAAGAGAACUAGAGGAAAUAAAACACAGAUGGAUGAAGAUGCUGGACUUAGUUUAAACCCUGCAGAGACUCGGUCUGCUCCUCAAACCAGUCAGCUCUCGGCGGAUCCUGAACCUUCAUAUGCCACCGUCAGCUACACCAAGAACACCAACGGUAACACCAGGAUUUGGGGUGAUGAUGACAAUGAUGCGACCUACUGCACUGCUCCUUUCGCUUCUACUGCAGCCACUGCUGAUCCCGACAACCUCUACUCUACUGUCAACUUUCCAAUCACAUAGCACAAGCAGCUCACAAAAGGACUUGUAUAUAAUGGAAAAUCCUUUUUUUCAAUUUCAAAUGGACCAUGAUGGUAGCAACAUGCUAAUUAGGCAUAAAUUAUUUUUUUAAACCCAUAAAUAGAUAUAUAUCUACUUUUUUAUUGAAAAUAUAAUUGGUGCCUGGACUACUUUACCAGAGUUAUGAGCUGUAGCAGAUGCUCCAAAGAAGGCUGGCUAGACAGAAAAUAUACCACCAUUACAUCAAACACUGGCAUUCCUGGCAGCUGGACUGCAACAUGACCCACAGCGUUCAAAGUCAUUUAGUGUUGGUGCCUUUUUUGAGAAUUUCUUCUUGUGUUUCUCGUUCCCUCGUGUUCCCUCUGUCUCAUCUAUGUGCUUGUAUCCUCUGUAAUCAUGUUUAGGGUCAGCCAUGUCUUUUCUUUAUUUCCUGUUUUAGUGUUUUUUUUAUGCUUUGCAUUAGUUUUACUUCCUUCUUUGGGAUUUCCUGCGCUUACUGUCUUCAUCUGUGUAUAGUUACAUACAGUUGUAUCUCAUUGAUUUCCUGUUUCGCUUUACCCACUUAGCAGUGUCUUAUCUGCCUUUUGGCUUUGUUUUAGUCACAUUAUCUGUUGUGCUUCAUUGGUUAAGUUUUACAGUGUUUUGCUUAUUUUUGACACUUAGAUUUUGCUGUUGUUUGAUUGUUUGUUUGUUUGUUUGUUUGUUUGUUUGUUCGUCCUUUAGUCCUCCAAUUUAGCCAGUUAAAUAACUCUCUCUUUGCUCUGUUCUUCCUGCAUUUGUGUCCUGUUCACAUCUACUCUAUUUACUUGUCAGUCUUCUUGUCAUUAAAUUUAAAAUGUAAUAUAAGUGUAUAUAAGUGUAAUGUCUUGUAACCCAUUUGUUUAACAUCUUUCUUUAUUGAAGAGAGAUGUUUUGUAUUGCAUGAAGUCACAAAACUGAUCAACCAAAACAAUAAAAGCACCUGUGUAUUUUAUUAUUAUUCCAUUUAGGUCUC
Oreochromis aureus is the source of this 2150-nucleotide messenger RNA. RefSeq lists its product as uncharacterized. The transcript has 9 exons. The record is from RefSeq and is a predicted model, not a curated record. Gene Ontology annotation, molecular function: MHC class II protein binding; protein tyrosine kinase binding. Gene Ontology annotation, biological process: interleukin-15-mediated signaling pathway; positive regulation of ERK1 and ERK2 cascade; T cell activation. Lineage: Eukaryota; Metazoa; Chordata; Actinopteri; Cichliformes; Cichlidae. The coding region runs from base 38 to 1159 and encodes 373 amino acids. Gene Ontology annotation, cellular component: membrane raft; external side of plasma membrane.